This is a messenger RNA of Argentina anserina (silverweed cinquefoil), 1025 nucleotides long. Its product is annotated as transmembrane ascorbate ferrireductase 1. The coding region runs from base 28 to 720 and encodes 230 amino acids. The transcript is spliced from 4 exons. Gene Ontology annotation, molecular function: oxidoreductase activity. The record is from RefSeq and is a predicted model, not a curated record. Lineage: Eukaryota; Viridiplantae; Streptophyta; Magnoliopsida; Rosales; Rosaceae.
GAGAGAGAGAGAGAGAGAGAGAGAGAGAUGGCUUUAGGAGUACCGUCGACUCCAUUGACGUUUGCGGCACACGCGCUCGGAGUCGCGGUUUUGGUGUUGGUUCUGGUUUGGUCCUUACACUUUCGAGGUGGUUUCGCAUGGGAAGCUACAAACAAGAACCUCAUCUUCAACCUCCAUCCCUUUCUCAUGGUAUUAGGAUUAAUUAUCCUUGGAGGAGAAGCCAUUAUUAGUUAUAAGUCACUUCCUUUAAGGAAAGAAGUGAAGAAAUUAGUGCACCUGGUUCUUCAUGCCAUUGCAUUAGCACUCGGCAUAGUCGGCAUUUGUGCUGCAUUCAAGAACCACAAUGAGUCUGGAAUUGCCAAUCUCUACAGUCUGCACUCCUGGAUUGGCAUCGGGGUUAUUUCUCUCUAUGGUAUUCAGUGGAUAUAUGGGUUCUUGGUAUUCUUCUACCCAAAAGGAAGUCCGGGACUAAGAAGUGACUCAAUUCCAUGGCAUGUGAUACUAGGGCUUCUCAUAUACGUUUUAGCCGUAGGCAAUGCUACCUUGGGGUUCUUGGAGAAGCUCACAUUCCUGGAGAGCUCAGGACUUGAAAAGUUUGGAAGUGAGGCAUUUCUUGUCAACUUCACAGCUCUCGUCACGAUCGUGUUUGGGGUGUUCGUUAUAUUCUCUGUCAUUUCUCAAGCUCCUGUAGAAGACGACCACAGCUACUCAGAAAUAUGAACUACAGUGCUACAUGAUAUCUACGUCUUCGCCAUACUUAAUUGGCUUGAAGCCCUGAACCAAUAAAGCAUGGAGAUCAAUCAUCUUCGUUAUGUCAUUGAUGUGUAGUACGUCCUACUUCUAUACAUAAGAUUAGUCGAUCAGCUUUUAUUCGAAGUAGAGAAUUUAUGUUGCGUAUAUUAAUAGUGCAUUAACCAUUUAUGUAAGGAUGGUAGAUUAGAUCGAAUUCUGUAGAGAUAAAUCGAUUCUAUGCUCUAGUAGAUUCUCGAUAUAGAUCUCCAUUGCAGAAUUGAAGUCUUCAAUUC